UUUUUGUUCUAUGAUUAACUAUAUACUCUCUACUGAAAAAAGGUGAUGAAUUGUAGGCAAAGAAAAAAACUUAACUCGGGCAUGUUCAGAUUGAAAUUCUGUAUGUUCCACCUGCUGGGAGUGAUAUAUCUCAUCUCUGACUUGGCACAGGAUAGUAGUUUUAUUCAGAAAAGAAUGAAACCUCCCUUGUUUUGCAUCUCCCGUGACUAUUAUCGCACGGCAAACACUUCGGCAAGCACAUGGAAGCUGUGAAGUAUCCUGAUUGGCAGGCAACCUUUUACACUAUCAUAUAAUAUCAGGACUACAUAAUAUGUUAUGUUACUAUGCACAUAUGUAGGCCUAUAAUUAUAUAAUAUGUUAACAAAAAGGGAGGCGGAAUGAUGAAGGACUUGAUCUCGGUUGAAGGAAAAGAGAGAGCUAGUUAGUAGUAACCUUGCCGGACUGGGAAAAUACCUUAGGGAAUCAUUAUAAUAUUUUUUUUUUUUGGCUUCGCGAUGAUUUUCUAUAGAGAGCAAAUCGCCACCAAAGUGUGGAUACACCGAUUAUGAUAUGGAUUGAUGUGAGAUCCAACUUGAAGUGGUAUGUACUUACUGUAGUGUGGGUAUUGGGUUUUUAAGACCGAAAGAAGGGCAGAAGGAGGCGAAUUGUUUCAUCCUGCAUGUUUUUAGUUGCCUCAUAGCGCAUUGUGUUGCAUCGCGCUACUGUUUGUGUGGCAAAUGAAGUGUAAGAGAGGCCCUAUAGAAAGACUCUAUUGUAUAUAUGAACAAUA
Molecule: messenger RNA, 769 nt
Organism: Aspergillus alliaceus
Lineage: Eukaryota; Fungi; Ascomycota; Eurotiomycetes; Eurotiales; Aspergillaceae
Exons: 2
Coding region: 46-252 (68 amino acids)
Source: RefSeq, a predicted model, not a curated record